UGUCAAUUUUUUCCUGACUUCAGCAGGCACAGCAAAAAAAAUUCAAUUCCCUUGAUAUCGGAUUUCUAUUUGCUGAAAUUUUAAAUUAAAAAAUAUAUUAUGUGGUCCGAUACUCUGCUGAUUGUUUUUAUUUCAAUAUGCACAGCAUUCUUGGGAGAAGGUCUCACAUGGGUGCUCGUUUAUCGAACAGAAAAAUAUAUCAAAUUGAAGGGCGAAGUUGAAAAGCAGAGUAAAAAACUUGAACGACGAAAAGAAAUUCACGGAGAUUCUCUUGACAAAUCGCACAAGAAGAAAAUCGAGCGCGAUGAAGAAAAACUGAAAAAUAAUAACAGAGAUUUAUCUUUGGUCAAAAUGAAAUCAAUGUUCGCUACUGGAUUUGCAUUUACAGCAUUAUUAAGCAUGUUCAAUAGCAUAUUUGAUGGUCGUGUUGUUGCUCGUUUGCCAUUUAUUCCAAUAUCAUGGAUUCAGGGACUUAGCCAUAGAAACUUAUCAGGAGAUGACUACACAGAGUGCUCCUUCAUUUUUCUCUACAUCCUAUGCACAAUGUCAAUUAGACAAAACACUCAAAAGCUCUUGGGAUUCGCACCAUCUCGAGCAGCUAGCAAACAAGGAGGCAGUCUCUUUGGCCCAGCUCCAGGUCAAUUUAAAUAGACAUGCUGCAUUUACCAACUAGGAGAUCAACUUUUAGUGUAAAAAUAUAAAUUUUUCAUUAGUUUAUUUAAUCAAAAAAUACAAAUUUUGUGUCUGUUGUAAAUGUUUGUAAUAAAAUUCUUGAAUUUAUUAUUUUGUCUGCAUUAGACAAAUUUGAAAUUACAAGAACUAUUACUUUAAAAAACGUUUUUUUGUUAAAGCAUCAAGUUUUCAGGGUUGAUUUA
Molecule: messenger RNA, 875 nt
Organism: Eupeodes corollae
Lineage: Eukaryota; Metazoa; Arthropoda; Insecta; Diptera; Syrphidae
Product: calcium load-activated calcium channel
Exons: 4
Coding region: 100-651 (183 amino acids)
Biological process (GO): endoplasmic reticulum calcium ion homeostasis
Cellular component (GO): cytoplasm; endoplasmic reticulum; endoplasmic reticulum membrane
Molecular function (GO): calcium channel activity
Source: RefSeq, a predicted model, not a curated record